AUGGCUGGUGUUGCAUUGCUUGUGGGAGAUAAUAUUAUUAAUAAAUCGGGUGAAAUAAUCGAUUUAAAAUCUGAACAAUAUUCAGGCAAAAUCAUUGGUCUCUAUUUUGCUGCACAUUGGUGUCCACCGUGCCGUGAGUUUACACCCUUACUAGCUGAAUUUUAUAAUAAGUAUCAUGAAUCUAAAAAAUUAGAAAUAAUUUUUAUCUCGUCAGAUCGUGAUAUUGAAUCAUAUCGAGGAUAUUAUGACAAUAUGCCAUGGCUCUCACUCGAAUACAAGAAUCGUGAAAAAAGUAAAGAAUUAACGAAGACAUUUCGUGUCACCGGGAUACCAGCAUUGAUCUUGUUAGAUGGUGAUACAGGAGAAAUUAUUUGUGAAACUGCUCGAUCUAAAGUACAAUCGGAUUCAAAUGGUCGUGACUUUCCAUGGAAAUCAACCGGUCAUUCGAAUAAAUCCGUGUGUGUAAUAUUUUGA
Didymodactylos carnosus is the source of this 474-nucleotide messenger RNA. Lineage: Eukaryota; Metazoa; Rotifera; Eurotatoria; Philodinida; Philodinidae. The record is from the annotation of a GenBank genome assembly.